CACCAACACCCACCGAGGUACGCCCAGCUCACGUGAUGCACCAUUUAACGCGACCCCGGAAGUCGCACGCUUAAGUGGCCAACCCAGUUGUGAGCUAGGCAUCAACGUGGCGGGGAGAUGUUCUCGGCCGGCGCGGAGAGUCUGCUCCACCAAGCCAGGGAGAUCCAGGACGAGGAGCUGCAGAGGUUCUGCUCCCGGGUCAGCAAGCUGCUGCAGGAGGACCUGGGACCAGCCACUGUGGAUGCCCUGCAAAGACUCUUCCUCAUCGUCUCGGCCACCAAGUAUGCCCGCAGGCUGGAGAAGACAUGUGUGGAUCUGCUGCAGGCCACUCUGUCCUUGUCCACGUGCUCUGAGCAGGUCCAGGUCCUGUGUGCUGCCAUCCUGAGAGAGAUGUCACCCUUCAGUGCCCUGACUCUGUCCUGUGAUCACAUGCAGAACCCCCAUCAGCUGAGCCUGGUGGCGUCUGUGCUCCUAGCCCAGGGCGACAGGAGAGAAGAGGUCAGAAGUGUGAACCAGCGCAUCUUCGCCAUCCUGGAGAGCCGGCAGCCUGAGGGCCCCAGCCUCAGGCCCCUCUUGCCCGUGCUGUCCAGGGUCGUGGGUCUUGCCCCAGGGACCCUCCAGGAAGACCAGGCCAGCCUGCUCAGCAAGCGGCUAGUAGACUGGCUGCGCUAUGCCCGCGUCCAGCAGGGCACCUCACAUUCGGGGGGCUUCUUCUCCACACCCAGGGCACGGCAGUCGGGCCCCAUCACUGAGUUGGAUGGGGCAGUGGCCUCGGACUUCUUCACAGUGCUGUCCAUGGGCCAGCACUUUACGGAGGACCAGUGGUUGAAUGUGCAGGCCUUCUCCAUGCUGCAGACGUGGCUACUGCUCAGCAGCCCCGAGGGCCCAGGCACCGCGGAUGCAGAGGACAGGUCAGAGCUGGAGGGCUCCACUCUCUCUGUGCUCUCUGCUGCCUCUGCUGGCCGCCAGCUGCUCCCGCAGGAGCGUCUGAGGAAAGUGGCCUUCGAGUACUGCCAGCGCCUCAUCGAGCAGAGUAACCGACGAGCCCUGAGGAAGGGGGACUCCGACUUGCAGAAAGCAUGCCUGGUGGAAGCCGUGCGGGUGCUGGACACAGUAUGUCGGCAGGACCCCUCCUUCCUGUAUCGCAGCCUCUCCUGCCUCAAGGCCCUGUAUGGGCAGCUGGGCACAGACGCAGGCAGCGAGCGGGCGCUGCUGCCGCUCGCCCAGUUCUUCCUCAACCAUGGGGCUGCAGCUGCUGUGGACUCGGAUGCCAUCUACCAGCACCUCUUCACCAGGCUCCCUUCUGAACGCUUCUAUAGCACCACGCUGGCCUUCGAAGUCACCCGGUUCUGCCGGGACAACCUUCCCCUGUUCGACCCACACCUCCUUGGCCUUCUGAAGCUGAGCUUUCCCAACCUCUUCAAGUUCCUGGCGUGGAACAGCCCACCCCUCACUGCCGAACUCGUGGCGCUCCUCCCUGCGCUGGUGGAUGCUGGGACGGCUGUGGAGAUGCUGCACUCCCUGCUGGACCUGCCCUGCCUGACAGCUGCCCUGGACCUGCAGCUCAGGUCAUCACAGAUGCCAUCUGAAAGGCCACUCUGGGACACCUCCCUCAAGAUACCUGGCUGCCUGGAGGCCUUCCGGGACCUGCAGUUCCAGCCUCUUUUCCAGCACCUGCUGCGAACCAAGGCCAGCGGCUCCACGGAGAGGCUCGUGCCACUCUACCAGCUGCUGCAGCCCAUGGCCAGCUGUGCCCGGGUGGUCCAGUGUGCCCAAGCAGUGCCGACCCUGCUCGAGGCCUUCUUCUCUGCUGCGACCCAGCACCAGGUUGCUGACAAGGCCCUGACCAACCAGCUGGCACUGCUGGUCCUGGAGAGAAGCGAUGUGCUCUACCAAGUCCCACAGUACAAGGCUCGCGUGCUCAGGGUGCUGAGUUCCUGGUUCCUGGCCCUGUGCAAGCAGAAGCCAUCCCUGGUGCUGGAGCUGGCGAGGGAGCUCCUGGAGCUUGUGGGCAGCAUGAGCAACAUCCAGAGCAGGGCAGAAAUGUUCACCUGUGUGGUGUGGGCCAUUGGCGAGUACCUGUCAGUGACCUGUGACAGACGAUGCACCGUGGAGCUGAUCAACAACUUCUUCGAGGCUCUGGAGGCCCUGCUGUUUGAGGUCACCCAGUCCCGUCCCUCAGCCAAUCUGCCCCGGUGUCCGCCUCAGGUUGUCACGGUGCUCAUGACCACGCUGACUAAGUUGGCCUCCCGGAGCCAGGACCUCAUCCCCAGGGUCUCUCUGUUCCUGUCAAAGAUGAGGACCCUGGGUCAGAGCCCAGCCACCAGCUCUGUGUACAGUGAGGAGGAUGUGGAAGCCAUCCGCACACGGGCCACGGAGCUGCGGAACCUGCUUAGGAUGCCCAGUGUGGCCCAGUUCGUGCUCUCACCGAGUGCAGAGGUGUGCCAGCCCCGCUAUCAUCGUGACACUAACACGGCCCUGCCCCUGGCCCUGCGCACUGUCACCCGGUUGGUGGAGAGGGAGGCUGGCCUCUUGCCAGGGUGACAGGACCAUGACCCAGUGGACACUGACCAGGUAGAUUCUAAAGACCUGGGGCCACCAGCCUGAUACCGGGUCCAAGCCACUGGCUUUAGUGAUCAGAAAGGAACUAAGGAGGAGGGGCCUGCUGGGAGAAGAGAGAGGGCUCAGCCUGUCCUCCUUCCAGCUUUCUGGGUUUUGUCUUCUAACUCUGGCCCCAUGGCCCCAUGGCCCUGCUGAGCUGUACCGGGGAGCAGCUGCUGGAUGGCCUUGGCCUUUCUCAGACUGGGUGGAUGCUGAUCUGUGUCCUGUUGUUCCUUGUUUCUCGAAAGUCCUGGGGCAAGGAGGGAAGCAGUAAAAGUAAACCUGCUUAGAAGUUCUUGUACGUCA
Cavia porcellus (domestic guinea pig) is the source of this 2907-nucleotide messenger RNA. RefSeq names its product adaptor related protein complex 5 subunit zeta 1 (gene Ap5z1). Bases 118 to 2544 code for a protein of 808 amino acids. The transcript is spliced from 17 exons. NCBI's taxonomy places the organism in Eukaryota, Metazoa, Chordata, Mammalia, Rodentia, Caviidae. Gene Ontology annotation, cellular component: AP-5 adaptor complex. The record is from RefSeq and is a predicted model, not a curated record.